Messenger RNA from Phascolarctos cinereus (koala), 3692 nucleotides. NCBI's taxonomy places the organism in Eukaryota, Metazoa, Chordata, Mammalia, Diprotodontia, Phascolarctidae. The record is from RefSeq and is a predicted model, not a curated record.
CCUGUACGUAAGCGGAUGGCGGGGCGGGGUUUUGCUUUGAAACUGAGGGGCGGGAGUGGCAGCUUCUGGAAGUUAGCUGUGGGCUGUGGGCUGGCCGGGAGGCCCAAAAUGGAGUUGGCGAGCGGCCGCAGCGCGGAAUCGGAGGGCGGCGAGACGCCGAGCGCUUCGGCCGGGCGAGCCUCAUCUGCAGGCGGCGGCGACGGCGGUGACGCCUCGGAGGCACCGGUGAAGCAGAUCACGGUGCCGAGGCCCCCCUCAAUUGAGGAGUUCGCCAUCAUGAAGCCCAUCAGCCGCGGGGCCUUCGGGAAAGUGUAUCUGGCACGGAAGAGCGGCAAAUUGUACGCCGUGAAGGUUGUCAAAAAAGCAGAUAUGAUCAACAAAAACAUGACUCAUCAAGUCCAAGCUGAGAGGGAUGCACUGGCACUCAGCAAGAGUCCCUUUAUUGUGCAUUUGUACUAUUCACUACAGUCAGCCAGCAAUGUCUACUUGGUGAUGGAAUAUCUAAUCGGUGGAGAUGUCAAAUCUCUCUUACAUAUAUAUGGUUAUUUUGAUGAAGAAAUGGCUGUAAAAUAUAUUUCUGAAGUUGCACUAGCUCUAGAUUACCUUCAUAGACAUGGAAUAAUCCACAGGGACUUGAAACCAGAUAAUAUGCUUAUUUCUAAUGAGGGCCAUAUUAAACUGACAGAUUUUGGCCUUUCCAAGGUUGCUUUGAAUAGAGAGAUUAAUAUGCUGGAUAUUCUUACAACACCAUCAAUGCCUAAACCCAGACAGGACUAUUCACGAACUCCAGGACAAGUUUUAUCUCUCAUCAGCUCUCUGGGAUUUUACACACCAAGUGGUGAGAAAAUGCAAGAAACAGUUGAAGCUAUUUCAAGCCCUGUAUCAGAAAUUUCACGGCUUUCUAAGGAUUCUUCUUGUCCUAUGUCUGUAGAUCAAAAGGAUGAUACUCUAUAUUCAAGUAAACUCCUUCAAUCGUGUCUUGAUACUGCUGUUUUAAACCCUGGGAUGCCAGUGAAGUAUCUGACUCCAAAUCUGCUACAAUCCAGAAACACGCUUGGUACUUCUAGUACCAGUAGCCAGUCUCACACUUUUGUGUCCAGUUUGGAAUCCGAGUGCUGCAGCAGCCCCAGAUGGGAGCAGGACAACCAGGAAAGUGAUGGUGCACUUGGUUCUGUAUCUAUGAAAAUGAGUAUUGAUGCAGUGGAAAAGCCUUCAAGUGCUAAACUUGUGAAUGCUAAAGAAACCAAAAGUUUAAAGAAGAAGGAUCUUGAGUCAGCUAUUUCUCCAAUUGGUGUUAGUAAUGGUUUCAUACCUGCUGAUGUCGGAACUGCUUCAUCAAUUACAUCAGAAGCCAAAAAUCUUGUUAGAAAAUGCCUUUCUGAAAAUAAAGUUUGGGAAGCAAAAGAACUUUCAGUAAAUAAAGAUUGUAUGAGUACUGAGACUGUAGAGCUUGGUUUCCAGCAGCCACAUCAUUUUUUAGUGGAUCCUGGCAAAGGUGAUGUAAUUGAGGAUCUUGAAGGGAAAAAAGGCUUAAAGAGGAGCUUUAAAUUAGUUGACUCUAGUCCCUGUGAGGAGAUUAUUCAGAACAAAAAAAACAGUUCAGAGUAUAGACGUGGUUAUACCAUUGAUUUUUAUUCAAAACAAGAUACAGGUUUGACAUCUGACAUCCACUGCCUUAUGCUAUCUGGGGACAGAAGCCAUCAAGUUGACUGUGAUAACAAGGAGAAUAUUGUCAGCAGUUCUGUUUGUGAGCAACAGACAGCAGAAACAUCAGUUACUGAAAUGAUAGAGAAAAAUCUUAUGUGUGAACUAGAGGAAGACUGUGAAAAAAACAGUAAGAGAGAGUCUUUGGGUUCUAGUUUUCUAUAUUCUGAUGAUGAUAGAGCUCAGAAAAGUAUAUGUAUGGAGUCUGAUACAUCUUUCCCUGGAAUGUCUGUUGUUGAAAGCUCUUUAGAAAACCCCUCCUUGGCAGAUAAAAGUAUUAAAGAAUUCUCUUUUGAAGAAUCAAAAAUUGAAGACCUACUGACCAUAUCACCAAGCUGUCAGGAAAAUAACUUGCCCAGAGAGGACAUCCAGGAUGCUAAACUUUAUAGCAUGCUAGCCCCUUCCUCAUCCGAGGUGGUAAAAGCAUUAAAUCUAUUUAAGAAAAAUGCUGUCGCUUUUCGAAGUUAUAACAGUCAAAUAAAUACAUCCAAUGCAUCUGAACCAUCAAAAGUUAGUAUUCCUUCUUUGGAAAGAAUGGACAUUUCUUAUGCUUAUACUGGUUCUUAUCCCAUCAUUACCCCUGCUCAGAAAGAGAAGUCAUCUUUGGCAUAUCAGCAGACUCCACGUCAGGCAAAGUCAGGGACUCCAUACCGAACCCCAAAGAGUGUGAGAAGAGGAGCAGCCCCAGUGGAUGGUGGGCGAAUUCUUGGAACCCCUGACUACUUGGCACCUGAGUUGCUGUUGAGCAGUUCUCAUGGAUUUGUGACUUCUGGUCCAGCAGUAGAUUGGUGGGCUCUUGGAGUUUGCUUAUUUGAGUUUCUAACAGGAAUUCCACCCUUCAAUGAUGAAACACCACAGCAUGUAUUCCAGAAUAUUCUGAAAAGGGAUAUUCCUUGGCCUGAAAAUGAGGAAAAAUUGUCUGAUAAUUGUCAGAGUGCAAUAGAAGUCCUUUUAACAAUAGAUAGUUCAAAAAGAGCUGGACUGAAAGAGCUGAAACAGCAUCCUCUCUUCAGGGACGUGGACUGGGAGAAUCUACCGAAUCAAACAAUGCCUUUCAUACCACAACCAGAUGAUGAAACAGACACUUCCUACUUUGAAGCCAGGAACAAUGCUCAGCAUUUGACUGUAUCAGGAUUUAGUUUAUAGCAUUAUUAAAAGAUAACUAACUGUCCCAUUUGAUCAACCUUGUGAUAAGAAUGGGCUUAUAUUUUCUGUAAUACCAGAUUAGGUCACUAGUUUAAGGAAAAUUGCAUGUUAAUUUGGAUCAGUUUGCUUUUGUUUUAUAGUGACUACAGAUAUACAAAUUUGUAAAAUCACUAGUUUUAUCUUCAUCUAAGAGAUUACUGUAUGUCUUUAAAUUUGCAUUUUUUCAAUCUGUUUCUGGUUACAAAAAUCAAUAGUUUAUCUUAAUCUGAGAAAUUAUUGUACAUAUCUUCAGAUUUCCUUUUUCCACUUUAUUUUUAUUGCACUUUACAAAAGCUAAAGUAUUAGCAAAACUGAAAUAUCACUUUAGAGAGAGUGAACCUGAUUUCCCUCCCUCCCCCUUAUCUGCUGCUCUUAAUGUAUCCAGUUUCUAGAAUUGUUUUCAAUGAAAAAUUUAUUGUGGGUGUACUUAAAUGUUAUUUAGGUUGUAUGUGGUUAGUAACAAAAUCCUGUUCUUAAGGUCAGUACUUUGAGUCUGUGUCUAAAAUAUACUGUCAAGAUUUAUGUCCUAACAUAGCAGAAAACUCCCUCCAUUUCAUAGUGGAAUUCUUUUGAGGAGUUUGAAAUGAAAAAGAGAAGUAUGCAUUACCAACCUAGGUCAGUUACAGCUAGGUAUUAUGCUUAGUAAUGUUGCUGAAAAACUUUGGACUUCUGCGUUUGUAGUAUUUUUACAACUUUUAAGAGUGUUUUGAUAUUUUGUCUAUCUAAAAUGAUUCAGAAAAAAUACUUAUAAGCAACAUUGAAAGCCUACCUCUAAAAUGACUAAUAAAAUUAAUUGUAACACA